Molecule: messenger RNA, 315 nt
Organism: Nanorana parkeri
Lineage: Eukaryota; Metazoa; Chordata; Amphibia; Anura; Dicroglossidae
Gene: HASPIN
Product: germ cell associated 2, haspin
Exons: 2
Coding region: 83-307 (74 amino acids)
Biological process (GO): mitotic cell cycle; intracellular signal transduction
Cellular component (GO): nucleus; cytoplasm
Molecular function (GO): histone H3T3 kinase activity
Source: RefSeq, a predicted model, not a curated record
ACUGACUGUGUUCUGUGAUUUGUCUGCGGAUGAGGACCUGUUCCUGGGAAAGGGAGAUCUGCAGUUUGAUGUAUACCGGAGGAUGCGAGAGGAGAACCGGAACGGAUGGUCUCGGUACGCGCCGCACUCCAAUGUCUUGUGGCUUCAUUACUUGUGUGACAAACUGCUGAGUGAGGUCCAGUAUGUGAGGAAGCCGACGUCGGCAACGUACCAGAAGGAGCUCCGCAAGCUGCGCGAUUUCAGAAGAGAAGUGCGUCAGUUCAACUCGGCCACUGACAUCCUGCAGAGAAACAAACUCUUCCACUGACCCCACCA